UCAGAAGACGAAGCGUUGACAGCGAUCCUGCUAGGAAAACGAUGUGAUUCAAGUGAUCUUUUUUUUUUUUUUGAUAACCACACUACAGUAAUAAUAAUAUAUUAUAUAAUAAUAUAUUAAUUACUGUUGAAUAUGGCUGAUUAAUAGUCAAUAAACAUGCAUGUAUAAACACAUUUCAUCCCCAAGUUAAGCAUUUUCCAGCAUAGAAAUGACUAAAUGAAGUACUCACAUUCAGAGAUGCAUUCAAAGACGUCAGGAUAUGUCGCUAGGUGUCAGUAAUGUUAUGGGAGACACCCAAGCACCAGACUUGUCUUAUAUUCUUGUAUUAUGUCUUUUAAAUUGGGUAAUAAGAGGGUAAAGAUGACUUUAGGGGUGUUAUUUCAUGUCUAGAGGGCUCUAAUUGUAUUUCAAAGUUGUAAACAUCUAUGCUCUAUGAAAUUAUUCUAUUUAUAAAUAAAUCCCAUUUAUUUAUUCCUGGUCCGGAACCAAAUAACAGUGAUAAACAAAGGAUACUGUUUGAUUCCAUGCAGAAGGUGAAGUUUGCCAGUAACAUGAUUCUCUCUGGCUCAGGUUCUCCAAGAUUCAACAUGACAUCUCAAGAGGAGGCCUCAUCCUUCCGCAGGUUUUUCCAAUAUGUGGAAGACAGCUGCCUUCAAGCCUACGAUGAUCUCGUCAUCCAGAACGCCUCGGACAUUUCCCGAGAGAGUGACCGCAUUCGCAACAAGACCAACUGGACGUACAUGCAGGAAAAAAAACAGAAGAAGAAACGCCAGGGAGAAGAAAUCAAAAGGACCGAUGAGGAAGUUGCUGGUACAACAGAGGCCGCAUACUCUGGAAAACAUUUCAGAAUGGGUUUCAUGACCAUGCCGGCACCACAGGACCGCCUGCCCACUCCUGGCCAGGGCUUCAGCGUUCGCUCGCAGUCCCUCAACUCAGUGGGUGGUGACGACGAUGCCAGCAACCGGAAGCAACCGCCGCCAAAACCGAAGCGGGAUCCCAACACCAAACUCAGCAGCAGUUCCGAGGCUCUGAAUGGAGUCGUCGUGACAGAAGCUCAGGAGCAAGACGAAGCUCACUUCCAUUCCUGCUCUGACGACUACAAGAAGACACCUCCACCCAAACCCAGACGGAACCCAAACACCCAGCUCAGCUCCUCCUUUGACGACUCCUACAUGUGUACGCAUGGCAAGAAGGUCCCCCUGCAGUGGGAACAAACCUCCUCGCAGAGCCAGUGUUUGGCUUCCGGGGACGAUUCCGAGUCUAUUUAUAUUGAAAUGGUAGGAAAUGUGCUGCGAGAGUUGAAAAGCCAAGAGGCAGCGGUGGAUGAUGAAAACGAAUCUGUGUAUGAGGAAAUGAAAUACCCGGCCUUGGAGGACUCCGCGGUCGACACCGAUUCCUGCUCGUCAAGUCACCGCAUCCCUCAACCUUUCCCCAACCUCUUGACGCACCGACCGCCGUUACUUGUGUUCCCCACAGCCCCUACCCAGUGCUCUCCCAAUUCAGACGAGUCUCCGCUGACCCCUGUGGAUGUCACUCAGCUGUCCAUGUUAGAAAAAGCGACUUAUAGCAAGUCAAGAAGCUCAAAAACCAGCGAAGAAGAUCGGCCCUCCACUUCCACAAUAACCUCUUCAGGCCGAUCAUCCGCUCCGCCGCUUCCAUCCAACCUGUACAAAUCCUCUAGCUGCUCCCAUAAUGGGCACCCACGCAGCCAAUCAGCAUGCCCCUCCCCUGUGAGCAUGGGCCGCUCACAGACUCCUCUGAACAUGAAAAGGCCACCUCCAUAUGACGCUUUGAUGGCGGGAGGAAAUACGCCCAUUUCAUCCUCUUCCUCGAUCUCAAACAGGUCCCAAGAGGGCGGGGCGAUGCAUAAGAACUCUUCUCCCUACAGCUCCAUGCAGAACGUGGCGGUGAGGUUGCAAACCCCAACGAGUCCGAUGGACGAAGUGACUAAUACCUCAACUGCGUCCGGCAAACAGGUGGUGAGAAAAGGCUCGGGCAGCAGAAAGAGCAAACACUGUGAAGGAGAGUCCAGGUCCGCCAGGUCUGAAUGCAAGGACAGAGACGACGACGGACGAUUCAGUCCGGUUUCCAGUCGGAUGGGAAGGUCAUCAGUUAGCCCAACUUUUAUGUUUGCAGGGGCAGGAGAAUCAAAGUGUGUGACUAAACUUGGUCGCUCAGCAUCAACAUCAGGUGUGUCAUCACCGGGUUCCUUGCCACAUCACCAUCCCGCCCUCAGCCAGAUGCCGUGGCUCUGUGGAGACACCACGAUGAUGGAGAUGAUUGAGAAGAAACGCGUUUUGUGUUGUGAGAUCAAAUGUCGCCAGCGACCUGAGAAGAACCUCAGUAAACAGGACAGCAUGCCCAUCCUGCCCAGCUGGAGGAGGAAACAACCGCCGCCAUAUUCAGCCCCACCCACUGCUGCCAGCCAAUCAACCGCAGUGUUGUGGGACACCGCCAUCUGACCCCCUUACAAUGUUUCUCUGGUCUCUUUGUUGCUUGUCUCGUGUGUCUCGUGUCCACUUCAAAUGUGACCUGAAGGAAACGGAUACAGUGGAGCCCGCUUAUGUCCAACAAUUCAGCAAGUAGUGCCCGUCGACGUCAACAUAAAAUUUGACAAAAAAAAUUCAACAAAAAGACCUAUGUCAACAGUAUUGUAGCUUUAACUUCAUUAUCGCUGAGCAACAUGCACUGUGCAACUACUGUCUAAUUACAUAGCAGGACAUGCAGUGAUUACCUGUUCAGUGCAAAAUAAGCAUCAAAAUAACCAUCAAAAUAAGCGUGGCGCCAUUAACUUAGUUAUCACUCAGCCACAACAUAACAGUGUCGCAACGCAACAAACAGGGACUUCCUGUUCAGUACAAAAUAAGCAUGGCACUAUUAACUUAGUUGUCACUCAGCCACAUGAAGUGACGGCCUAUUCAGUUCAAAUUAAGUGGCAGGAGAAAUGCCUAUCAAUCUGCCACAACAUAACUGUCUGGUUAAAGUGGUAAAACAUGCACAAUGUCUUCCUGUUCAGUGCAAAAUAAGCAUCAAAAUAAGUGGCAGCACAUGUUCUCAAACAAGGAAAUGAGCUUGGCAGCUGCGUAAGAUGAGCAUGGAAAAUGUGGGCGAUGUGAAGAUGAAGCAGGGUGACUGUGCACAAAUCAGCGUUUUAUUGGCGUGUAUAAAAUAAGCGGGUUCCACUGUCGUGAAGAAAUGGGUGUGAAUCUUUGAAAAAAGUAAAAAAAAAAAUGUGAUGACUAACCAAUCAGAUUUUAUAUAUAUUGAAAUCAUAUUUUCUUACUUUGAUGUUAAGCCAGUUUUGGAUGAUUUAGUGAAUGGAGACAGGAAAUGUGAUGACAGAUGAAAACAUACAUGACAUCCAUGUACAGGAAGGUUUUGGUGAAGAAACUCCUCUCAGGACACAAAGUGUAAACAAAUACCUUCAGUGGUAUUUAACCGGAGGAAAUGACAAAGAUUUAAGGCACUUUACAUACACAGCAAGUUCAGAGAGAGGAGGAUUUUGACUGCCCGAUCAGGAGUGUCAAUGGCGCAACGCAUUCUGGUAUGUCACGCAAAUGGAGAACACGUAUCAUGCAUUACCUUUGUCUGCUUGAGUUAAAGCACAUUAUGUUUCAUAUGAAGGAUUAUGAUUUUUCACAAGUUGACAAAAGUAAACACUCUAAAAGCUAGGGGUGCUGUGCUUUUGAAUGAAGCUAAAAUGCACUAAAGUGAUCCUUUGCCACUUCACUCUUCCAAUUUCAAAAAUAAAUUAAAUCAUGCUGUUUUGUGGUUGGA
Doryrhamphus excisus (bluestripe pipefish) is the source of this 3777-nucleotide messenger RNA. It is a transcript of the gene nyap2a, whose product is annotated as neuronal tyrosine-phosphorylated phosphoinositide-3-kinase adaptor 2a. Gene Ontology annotation, biological process: phosphatidylinositol 3-kinase/protein kinase B signal transduction; neuron projection morphogenesis. NCBI's taxonomy places the organism in Eukaryota, Metazoa, Chordata, Actinopteri, Syngnathiformes, Syngnathidae. The record is from RefSeq and is a predicted model, not a curated record.